CACUUCCCCGCACACAGUCGCACUGCAGAAACUCUUCAAGUCUCGUCCUUCUUACACAUGUGAUAUUAAUAUGUCUGAAGAUUCCGGUAGAUGUUGAUCUGACGUUUCCUCUAAGUCCCAAUUCUCUGACCACUUUCUCCUCUGUGGAUUUACAAUGCUGUCGGCCGACUGGAGAAUGAGCCCAGGAAACCGAUGCUUCUGGCUCCGCCCCUUUGGAAUGUGGUGAAUACAUUGUAUCGGCAUGACGUUUCUCAGUUCUAAAGCAUCUCCUGGACUCUGGCAGCCGCUGGUAUAAUUUAUUCCGGCAACCUCCCAGACCAAGAUAACCUGUUCAGUCAGCUGGAGCCCCCUGCGGACAGCUGUCUCCCUUUUAGCUGAUGGAAAACUGCCACUAGCCAGUGAAUAGAAGGAGGAUGUAGCAGAGCCUGACAAUACCACAGAAGCCUCAGCAUCAGCACUAGCUCUAUGCUCCUCUAUUGUUCCUUGGUGUUAAAUGCUUCUUCCUGCUCAACUGGCCUGCACAAUAGCUGGAGAGCUCCCUGCUCCUCAGGGCUGACACAAUAAAGGACAACUGAGGGCUAAACCCCAUCUCAAGUGGAGCUCUUCCCAUUGUGUUCCAGCCUCGACCACAUAUCCGCCUUUUCCGAAAGGCAAUGGGUCUACCGGGGAGAUGCCCCUUAUCCUUCCCCGAUUCCUGCUGUGGAGUGAUUGUGCUUAUCCUGCUGGUGGCUUUAUGGGAAGCGGAUUCACAGGGCGAGCACGACAGCAAAAGUAUAUACGUGUGGAAUACAGGUCCAUGGGGAAGAUGUAUGGGGGAUGAAUGUGGACCAGGUGGCAUUCAGACAAGGACGGUCUGGUGCGCACACACCGAAGGGUGGACAACUCUCCCCACAAAUUGUAAACAGACAGAAAGACCUGAAAACCAGCAAAACUGUUUUAGAGUUUGUGACUGGCAUAAAGAACUCUAUGACUGGCAAUUGGGUAGUUGGAACCAGUGCGCACCGGUCACAUCGAGGUUAUCGGAGAAGCCAACAGAAUGCACGCAAGGCGAGGAAGGAAUCCAGACGAGAGAGGUCGUCUGUCUACAGAAAGCCACCGGGACGGAAGCGGAUGAUAGUAUAUGUCAAUACUUUGAGCCCAAACCCCGACUGGAACAAGGUUGCCUUAUUCCCUGUCCUCAGGAUUGUAUCGCAUCAGAUUUUUCUCCGUGGUCGGAAUGCUCGAAAACAUGCGGCGAUGGAUUAAAACACAGAACGCGCUAUGUGGUGGCCUUGCCGCAGUUUGGUGGCUCGGGUUGUCCCAACCUGACAGAAUUUCAGGUCUGUCAAGGUCCCCCAUGCGAAGGAGAAGGAAGCAUGUACAGCCUGAACGUUGGACCUUGGAGUUUUUGCUCAAUACCGAUUUCUAGACACGUAAGACAAGCCGGGGGGAAGAGGGGUAGGAACAGGGAACGGGCUAAAGAACGAGAAAAGGCCAUCAAGGACCCAGAGGCCAGAGAGCUGAUUAAGAAGAAGAGGAACCGCAACAGGAAGAAUCGGCAGGAAAACAGAUACUGGGAUAUACAAAUCGGGUAUCAGACACGACUGGUGACCUGCAUGCACAAAAACGGGAAAACAGCGGCCCUGAGCUUUUGUGAACAGGAGAAGCUACCCAUCACGUUCCAAGCAUGUGUGGUUGAUAAGGACUGUCAAGUAUCCGAGUGGUCAGAAUGGAGUUCUUGCUCUACGGAUUGUGAUUCGUCUCCUCCCAGCGGCCAUCGGACGAGGAAACGGACCAUGAAGCAGCUGCCGGUCGGCCUAGGGAAGGAAUGUCCGGAGCUGGAGGAGACGGAGUCAUGUACCCCACAGGCGGAGGGGUUACAGGCCUGCAUCAAGUAUGCGUGGAGAUCCACGGAGUGGACAGAAUGCCGGGUCGAUCCCCUACUCAAUCAACAGGACAAGAGGAGGGCGAACCAUACGGCGCUGUGCGGGGGAGGAAUCCAGACGCGAGAAAUCUACUGCGUGCAAGCGAAUGAAAAUCUUCUUCAAUACCUCAAUACAGUAAAAGACAAAGAAGACAGCCACGCGUAUGGCACAUCAAAGUCCAGCGAGGCGCCGCUCCUGUCAAUUACUUUCGAAAUAACAGCAUCCAAGCCAGUGGAUAACAAGCUGUGCACCGACCCCUCAUUGAGUACCAGUCAGCUUUGCCACGUGCCGUGUCCAAUAGAGUGUGAGGUGUCCGCGUGGUCAGCAUGGGGACCCUGUACAUUCGAGAACUGCGAUGACCAACAGAGUAAGAAGGGUUUCAAGCUUAGGAAACGUUACAUCACCAAUGAACCCACCGGUGGGACUGGAAAUUGUCCACAUCUUGUAGAAGCCAUUCCAUGCGAGGAACCAUCAUGUUAUGACUGGAGGUUGGACAAACUGGAAGAAUGUAUCCCUGAUAAUGGGAAUAACUGCGGAAGCGGAACACAAGUACCCGUGGUCACGUGUAUCAACAGCGAUGGAGAAGAAGUGGACAGACAGCUCUGUAGAGACGCCAUUUACCCCAUCCCUAUUGCCUGUGACGUUCCAUGUCCCAAUGAUUGUGUGGUGAGCUCCUGGUCCGAGUGGUCAGCCUGCUCCCAUACCUGCUCCGGAAAGACCACCGAGGGACAACAGACCCGAUCCCGCACCAUCCUGGCCUACCCCGGUGACGGAGGUGUUCAAUGCCCGGAAAGUAACGCUCUUCAAGAGAUCCGCAGCUGCAACGAGCACCCCUGUACGGUAUAUCAUUGGCACACGGGCCCCUGGGGCCAGUGCACCGAAGAUCUUUCUGUCUCCGUCUUUAACUCUUCCAGUUGGAAUGGUGAGGCUGCGUGUGCGCUUGGGAUGCAGACCAGGAAAGUCAUCUGUGUUAGAGUCAAUGUUGGACAAGUUGGACCUAAAAAAUGUCCUGAAAGUCUUCGCCCGGAGACAAUGAGGCCAUGCUUGCUGCCAUGCCGAAAAGACUGUCUUGUCACCCCAUAUAGUGACUGGACUCCGUGCCCUACCACCUGUCAAGAAGGCGUGGCUCCUGUGAAGAAGCAGACCCGUCACCGUGUCAUUAUUCAGUACCCGUCCUAUGGAGGCCGUGACUGUCCUGACACAUUACAUGAAGAGAACGAGUGUGAGCCACCCACCGCCUGUCACACUUACAGGUGGAAAACUCAUAAAUGGAGAAGAUGCCAGCUGGUUCCUUGGUACGUCAGACAAGACAGCCCCGGAGCCUACGAGACGUGCGGACCUGGACUUCAAGCAAGAGCCAUCACUUGUCGAAGGCAGGAUGGAGUACAAUCAGACAUUAUGGAAUGCCUCAAGCAUGCUGGUCCUCUGCCUCCAUUAACCCAGCUGUGCCAGAUACCAUGCCAGGAUGACUGCCAGUUUACCAACUGGUCCAAAUUUUCACCUUGUAAUGGAGACUGUGGAGCCAUCAGGACACGGAAGCGAUCUCUUCUCGGAAAAAGUAAGAAGAAAGACAAAUGUAAAAAUUCCCAGCUGUACCCACUGAUUGAGACGCAGUUCUGCCCGUGUGAUAAGUACAAUGCUCAACCUGUGGGGAACUGGUCGGACUGUAUUCUGCCCGAAGGGAAAGUGGAGGUUCUUCUUGGAAUGAAAGUUCAAGGAGACAUCAAGGAGUGUGGCCAAGGAUAUCGCUACCAAGCCAUGGCGUGCUACGACCAGAACAACCGGCUGGUGGAAACCUCAAGGUGUAACAGUCACGGAUACAUAGAGGAAGCCUGUAUUAUUCCCUGCCCCUCCGACUGUAAGCUCAGCGAAUGGUCCAACUGGUCGCGAUGCAGCAAAUCAUGUGGAAGCGGAGUCAAGGUUCGAUCCAAAUGGCUGCGUGAGAAGCCGUAUAAUGGAGGAAGGCCCUGCCCAAAACUGGACCAUACCAACCAGGCUCAGGUGUAUGAAGUGGUGCCGUGUCACAGUGACUGCAACCAGUACGUUUGGAUCACAGAGCCGUGGAGCGUGUGCAAAGUCACCAAUGUGGACCUCAAGCAGAACUGUGGAGAAGGGGUGCAGACCAAGAAAGUCCGAUGCAUGCAGAACACAGUGGAUGGCCCCGCCGAUGUUGUAGAAGACUAUCUGUGUGAGCCGGAGGAGAUGCCUCUAGGAGCCAGAAAUUGCAAGUUGCCUUGUCCUGAGGACUGCGUCAUGUCAGAGUGGAGUGAAUGGAGCAAGUGUCCUUUGCCUUGUGACGGUGCCGGAUUUCGGGAGCGGUCGGCUGUGCCCAUUCGGCAGGCGGCAGAAGGAAAAACCUGCCAUAUUGCAACCGAAACUGAACCUUGUGUCUUGAACAAGAACUGUUUCCACUAUGAAUACAAUGUGACAGAUUGGAGCACAUGUCAGCUCAGUGACAAGGCCGUGUGUGGGAACGGAAUCAAGACCAGGAUGCUGGACUGUGUACGGAGUGAUGCCAAGUCAGUGGCCUUAAACUUCUGUGAAGAGCUUGGAUUGGAGAAAACCUGGCAGAUGAACACGACUUGUGUUGUCGAAUGUCCCGUCAAUUGUCAACUCUCUGACUGGUCUCCGUGGUCCAAGUGCUCAACAAUUUGUGGCCUUGCAGGGAAGAUGGCCCGGAGGAGGACAGUGAUCCAGCCUUCCCAAGGAGAUGGGAGACCUUGUCCUACCCAGAUGGAACAAUCCAAGCCAUGUCCAGUCAAGCCGUGUUACAGGUGGAAGUAUGGGCGCUGGUCCCAGUGUACAGUGGAGGAUGCUAAAUGUGGAGAAGGCACCAGAUUCAGGAACAUGUCCUGUGUAGUUUAUGACGGAUCCCGGGAAGACUCUGGAAAAGUGGUUGACGAAGAGUUUUGUGGGGAAAUAGAACUUGUUGUGGAUGGAGACAAGAACAUAGUCCUGGAGGAGUCCUGCACCGUGCCUUGUCCAGGUGACUGCUACCUAAAUGAAUGGUCUGAGUGGAGUUUGUGCCAAUUGACUUGUGUCAAUCAACAAGAUCUUGGUUUCGGAGGGGUUAAAGUGCGAUCAAGGGCGGUGAUAAUCCAAGAGCUGGAAAACCAACAAUUGUGCCCAGAACAAGCCUUCGAGUCCAGGUCAUGUCAUGAGGGACGGUGCUUUGAAUACAAUUGGUUGACUGGUUCAUGGAAAGGAUCUUCCCGGACAGUUUGGUGUCAGCGAUCGGACGGCAUGAAUGUGACAGGGGGCUGUUUUGAAGUCUUUAAACCAGAGAGUGAACGGAUGUGCAGCCCCCCGUGUACCCAGCAGCACUCGUAUUGUACUGAGUAUGGAUCGUGCGGCUGUGAAGACGGGUACACAGAGGUCACCUCCUCCGAUGGGACUCUGGAUCAGUGCACUCUGAUUCCUGUCGUUGUUAUGCCGACUAGUGGAGACAAGAGAGGAGAUGUGAAAACCAGCCGCGCCAUUAACCCAACCCAACCGUCCAGCAGUCAGUCAGGCUACGGGGGAAGGACAUGGUUUUUGCAGCCAUUUGGAUCAGAUGGGAAGCUGAAGACCUGGGUGUAUGGGGUGGCAGCAGGUGCCUUUGUGUUGCUCUUAUUUGUGGUUUCUAUGAUCUAUCUGGCUUGUAAAAAGCCAAAGAAACCACCAAGAAGACAAAACAACCGCCUGAAACCAUUGACUUUGGCUUACGAUGGAGACGCGGAUAUGUAAAUAAAUAAAAAAAUAUAAAAAAAACGGAAACAAAGAAAACUUGAAAAAAUAUACAUUCCUCCUUGGAAAGUGACAGCGUUGUUGUGAGGAUGAACGUCGUUGCGGCAGCUUAAGCACAGUCUAGAAAAAUGCAACGUGUUUUUUUUUUUUUAACCCCAAAAACUUGACUUAGCGGGAAAACUGUCUUCAAAUAUAUGUACAUACUACUUGGUCUGUUACAAGACUUGACCUUCACCCCAUAUAACCAAUACGCAUGAACCUUAUACCGUACACCAAGAUCUCGACAAUAUGGUCGUCAGAUAACUUACGUUUCGUGGCAUCAUUUUGGGGUUCGAUGUAAAUAUAACUCUCCGAUGAAGAAGAACGAUCUUCGAGAAAGUGCAACGCUCGAGCAGUUUACAGACUUAAGGAAAAAAAAUUAAAAAGUGCGGGACCACAGGACCAACCAAAUUACGAAAACUUUUUUUGUGCCAGAACAUUGUGAAAUGCGUCGGCGUCCUGAAAUGCAGUAUUUUUUAGUAAUGACCCUCUGGAACGACACACUUGUAUAUUACACCAUGUUUCUACUUUCUCUAACUCUCCUAAUCUUGCCUUCAUCUUGUUUUUGUUUUGUUUUUUGCGGUAUGUAAGGCAGGACUUGCACUAUAUUAGUGCAGCAUGUUAUGCACUUAUUUAGAAUUGCCAUAGAAAAUGCCUCAUUUCAUAAGGGAUGGUGUCUUGUGAUAGACGCGUCAAGUAGACAUUUUACAAUUGUAAAAAAGGAAGGAAAAAAAAACAAAAAAAUUUAAAAACCUGGCGGAGAGUAGAGUUUUUGUGACGGGAUCUACAAUCUGUACAUAAAUCAGCUCUUUUCUAGAUAGAUAAAGUUGUGUUUCUUGUUUGUCGAUAACCCUUCAUGUUUAGAUUUAAUAUGGACUCUUUAGGUUUUUUCAGUCCUAAAUUCUCCCAAAUUGUCUGUACAUUACGUUCAUUAAUGCCACGCCCCAAGAAAGGAACAAUUCUGAAGUUACUGAAAUUUCUUUUUUUUUAUUUUAUUUAAAUUGAUUUUUUUUAAAUAAAUACAUAAAUAAAAUUAUAUUCAAAGUCAUUCACUUUCAAAAAGCCCUAUUUGUUAAGGAACCUCACAAAGUGUCCUCCUGCUGGGAUCCCCAGCGAUCGUCUGUAAGUGUUCAGUUUCUCUGCAGCACUCCUACAGGAGAAAUAAGGCAUUGCACAUUGUCCAUUCAAAUCAAUGGGUUGUCUGUGUAUCGCAGGACAGGACAGGUUCUCCCUGGCGAGAAAGAGGGUCUCAUUGUGUAGAGAGAUGAUGGCCCCUAAAAGAGGUUUUUACCUUAUUUAUAUACUUGCUGAAAAAUGAGGAAUCUUAAAAAAGAAAAAACUUUUUCGUACUGUAUAAAACUUAAUAUUCCCAAACAGGGUAUAUGAAACUAAGACUUUCUAAUCUGGACAAACCCUUUGUUUCCCAACCAGUGUGCCUCCAGCUGUUAGAAAACUACAACUCCCAGCAUGCCCGAACAGUCGAAGGCUUUAACCCUUCUAGCUUAGGCUAAGUUUCCACUUGAGUUUAUUUUUUUUUCCCCCUGCAAAAAUGUCAUAACAGCCAUGUUAAAGGGGUACUCCGCCCCUAGACAUCUUCUCCCCUAUCCCAGAUGUCUGAUCGCAGGGGUCCCACCGCAUCCCAUAUUUUCCUUUUCUUUUUUUUAUGUUUUCUUGGCAUUUUGGGCAGUUUUCCAAAAUAGCAGCAGAGACUGUUGAGACUAUGGUAUUUUUUUUCAAGAAAUCUUGGCAUUUCUCUCGCAUAAAAGUCUAUGGGAGAGAAAAAAAAAUGCCAUGUGGGUUAAGCAUUGGUGUUUUUUUCUGACUUUUUUUUACCCCGCUAUUUCUUCAACAGAAAUCCUUGAGUCACAUGAUGAAAGGAUCACAUGACUUGUCAUGCAAAAAAAAUAAUCAGGGGAUAAAACACCAAAGGAAAAAAAAAUGCUAAGAAAAAAACACACUAUUUUUGGAAGAAAAAAAAAAGUGCAACAAAAACUGCAUCUUAGGAGAGCAAAAUUAAAGGGGUACUCCCGUGGAAAACCUUUUU
Messenger RNA from Hyla sarda, 7713 nucleotides. It is a transcript of the gene THSD7A, whose product is annotated as thrombospondin type 1 domain containing 7A. The coding region runs from base 654 to 5630 and encodes 1658 amino acids. Gene Ontology annotation, cellular component: plasma membrane. The record is from RefSeq and is a predicted model, not a curated record. Gene Ontology annotation, biological process: actin cytoskeleton organization. NCBI's taxonomy places the organism in Eukaryota, Metazoa, Chordata, Amphibia, Anura, Hylidae. The transcript has 31 exons.